CAUUGAUCCUCUUUCUGGCCUUCGUUAAUCAGAAUUCAUCCCUAACGACUCGACUCACACUCGUUCAACAAUUGUUGUUAUUCAACUUUUCCAGUUGCCUCAGAACCGUGGAGGAUUCCCUUCCGGUUUUUUAAAAGUAAUUGUCAAAACCCAUAAUUCGCAUUAUCUUCGCACAAUUGCUACCGAUUCGAAACAAUGCACUCUUCGCUACUUCUAGCGCUUUGCAGCGCUACGCUAUCAUACGCCAUACCGACAAUUGAGGCAGUCGGUGGCAAGUUCUUUACAAGCGAUGGCGAUCAAUUCUUCAUCAAGGGCGUGGCUUAUCAACUUACCGAGAAGGACCCGUUGGUCGACGCCGAGCAAUGUAAGCGGGAUGCCUCGCUCAUGAAGAAACUAGGUGCCAACACUAUUCGUGUCUACCACGUCGACCCGGAAGCGGAUCAUGACGGUUGCAUGUCUACUUUCGCCGACGCUGGCAUCUAUGCUCUGGUAGACAUGGAUACCUUUGAUACUUACAUCUUACCCAACGAUCCUUGGUGGAAUCAAACUCAAUUCGAUGCGUAUUCCAAGGUUAUGGAUACGUUCCAUGACUACGACAAUCUCCUUGGCUUAUUCGUGGGAAAUGAAAUUAUCGCCAUCAACAAUCAGUCGCUAGCCGCACCCUUUAUUAAGGCAAGCGCCCGCGACCUAAAGGCGUACAGAGACUCGAAAGGAUACCGCAAAAUCCCUGUUGGUUACUCUGCGACUGAUAUUGCUGAGCUUCGACCUUGGCUGCAAGACUAUCUUACCUGCGGUGGUAAUGCGUCCGAGAACAUCGACUUUUACGGUUUGAAUUCGUACCAAUGGUGCGAUCCUACCGAUUAUCAAACCUCCGGUUACGCCAACCUCCAGGAGCAGGCCAAGAACUUUCCUGUACCUAUUUUCUUCUCCGAGACUGGAUGCAACAAGCCUGGCCCGCGAUUGUUCAAUGACCAAGAUUCUAUUUUCGGUCCUGAAAUGGUCAAUGACUGGAGCGGAGCUAUCGUGUACGAAUGGAUCCAGGAAGCCAACGAAUACGGUUUAAUUUCGUAUGGUCCCAAGGUCGAUCCGACUGUUACGGGUAAGGAUAUUGUUGGUGGUUUCACGCGUGCAGGCACCCCAACACCUGUCAAACCUGAUUUCGAUAAUCUGAGCAAGCAUUGGGCCACUAUUACGCCCACCGGAGUGGCUCGAUCGGAAUACGAUACUAAAUCGGUCUCGACACGUGCAUGCCCAACUUCCACUGCCAGCGGAUGGCUUGUUAAUGGUAACGUCGCUGUGCCAACCUUGGGAGAAACGCUUACCGCCAGUUCUUAUUCGUCUGUUCCUAGCGCCACCGGUACUGCUGCCAGUGCUGAGCCGUCAGAGACUCAAAAUGCCGUCUCCGGGUCGAAGGAGAUUGCCGGUAUGGGUGCAGGUCUUGUGGGUGUAAUGAUGGUCUUCACAUUAUGGCUUUAAUCCGACUUCAAUUCGACAGAAAGAUUUUAGAACUACAACUUUUUCAAUCUUGACGCUCUGUUACGCCGUGCUCUCCUGCGUCAAAUCCCCUUACAAAGGAGGUUCUACAGCCGGCGUUAUUCGUCAAGUACCACCUAAUUCUUCCUUUCAGCAAUACCGUUAAGGAAGUUUCUUCAAGACAUCCGCAAGGCAUUGUACACGGCGUUUAUCGCCUUGCGUUGGAUAGCUCCGGGCCGUUACCUA
This is a messenger RNA of Daldinia caldariorum, 1719 nucleotides long. RefSeq names its product glycoside hydrolase family 72 protein. Lineage: Eukaryota; Fungi; Ascomycota; Sordariomycetes; Xylariales; Hypoxylaceae. Gene Ontology annotation, cellular component: cytoplasm; fungal-type cell wall. Bases 196 to 1476 code for a protein of 426 amino acids. Gene Ontology annotation, biological process: fungal-type cell wall (1->3)-beta-D-glucan biosynthetic process. Gene Ontology annotation, molecular function: 1,3-beta-glucanosyltransferase activity. The record is from RefSeq and is a predicted model, not a curated record. The transcript has 3 exons.